CUUUCUGCUGUGCUGGCGGCCCGGACAUGCUGAGGCGGAGACCGGAAACCCCUUGUCGGUUCCGGGUUUUGUGGGCUACUACGAUGGCGAUGAGUUUCGAGUGGCCGUGGCAGUACCGCUUCCCGCCCUUCUUUACGUUACAGCCGAACGUGGACACCCGGCAGAAGCAGCUGGCCGCCUGGUGCUCUCUGGUUCUGUCCUUCUGCCGCCUGCACAAACAGUCCAGCAUGACGGUGAUGGAAGCCCAGGAGAGCCCGCUCUUCAACAACGUCAAGCUACAGCGGAAACUUCCUGUGGAGUCGAUUCAGAUUGUAUUAGAAGAACUGAGGAAGAAAGGGAACCUCGAGUGGUUGGAUAAGAAUAAGUCUAGCUUCCUGAUCAUGUGGCGGAGGCCAGAAGAAUGGGGGAAACUCAUUUAUCAAUGGGUUUCCAGGAGUGGCCAGAAUAACUCUGUGUUCACCCUGUAUGAACUGACCAGUGGGGAAGACACAGAGGAGGAAGCCCUGGCUGUUCUGAAACUUGCUGUGUAGACCAGGCAGGCCCUGCUGGCAACCAUCCUUCAGUGAUCUGCCUGCCUCUGCCUCCCAAGUUCUGGGAUGAAAGUGCCACCACCUCCCAACCAGUAUCGGAUUAAGGCACCUUCAGACUAACCAUUUCUGUCUCGGAAUUCCAUAGUGCAAAAGUUCUAAGGUUUGUUUUUUUGUUUUGUUUUGUUUUUGUUUUAUUUUAAGAUUUUUUUUUUUAUGUUAUGUGUGUGUUUACCUGGAUGUCUGUAUAUGCACCACAUAUAUGCCUGGUGCCUAUCCAUAGGGGCCAGAAGGGGUCAUUGAGGGGUUCCCUUAGAACUGUCAUGAGCUGUCAUGUAGGUGCUGAGAACCGAACCCUUUACCUGUGUAAGAGCAGCAAGUAUUCUUAACCACUGAGCCAUUUCUCCAGCCCAGUGCAAAACUUUUUAAACUCUCAUCUAAACAUUUCAUACCACUUGAAUGCACAAGCAGAACAACUCUGUGUUGGAUGUUUGUGCAUUUUAUACGAUGUUUCAGGGGAAGGUUCAGAGUUGUUGCUGUAGAAGCCACUUGAGGAACCAGCGUGGGGGAUUAAGCUUGGAAUUUCAUUCCUUGCUGACUCAAGCUCUCUUUCACUGUUCCUUCUUAUAGAGAGCUCAAGAUUUUUGGGUGUCAGCUGAAGGUAUUGGGCCAACACCCCCAGCCCCACCCCCAGCCCAUUUAAAAACUUUGGGUUUGUGCCAGGCAAGGAUUUGUGUGGCCUUUGAUUUUUUGCAUAGAGUAAACACCUUCUUAGCCCCUUUCUCUGUGACUCUUUAUUCUGAUCCCCAGGAUCACCAAAGGUUUCAGUCUUUGCCAGGGUAAGGGGGUGGGGGUUUCUGCCAGGCUGUGACUGCUCCAUCCAGCACUUUAUACCUCUUGGCUGUCUCCCCUCCCUGCAGGCCUCUGCUUGCUGUUCCCACCAGCAAGCACCCCGUGAGUUCAGCACUACAGCUUGGCCCAGCCCACCACUCAGCCUGUGCAAAGCUGGAGGCUUCCCCAGAAUGCUCACUCCCUGACUUGAGCUGGGCUCCCUCAGGGGCCGAAGUGAGCAAGCCUGUUAAGACUUGUCUGCUGCCUCUCGCAUCUCCCAAGAGUAUCAUCCCAUACCUCUGGUCUAGAUACUCUGCUGGCCUUUGGCACCCUUACAAUUAGGAAAGGGCAGGUGUUAGCUCUGAAUUUCAGCAGACUCCUGAGUAGGGGUACCAACCACACGUCUGUGUAUUAGGGUGGAUCCUCCUGGUUUGUACAAGUAUGUUUGGAUAGGGUCCUUGUCUAGUGCAUAGACACCGGCUUAGUUCUGAUUAUCAGGGUUACUUUGUGUCCUAAAGGCAAAGGUCUCCCUGGCACAUCAGAUAUUUGGUGGGAGCAAAGGGAAAGGGGGCUCAGGGAGCAGGUCCUUCAGAAUUGAGAAGGGUGACAUAAGUCUGAUUCAUGCCAUGCUGACACAGGCUGCCUUCUACUCUGUGCUCCCCAGGAGUGCCCAGAAGUUGUGAGGUACAGCUGCAGCUGUGCAGAUAGCAUACACAUAGAGUAUCCUGGCCUUGGAAGGUCUCAGCUCCUAGCUCGACCAUGGUGAGGACCGAGCAUCCCUGACUGACCGUCUCUUCCUGUCUAGAGUUCCAUGGGCUGGAUGAGGCGACCCUGCUGCGUGCUCUGCAGGCCCUACAGCAGGAGCACAAGGCUGAGAUUAUCACUGUCAGCGAUGGCCGAGGAGUCAAAUUCUUCUAGCAGAGACCUGUCUCCCUUUACUUCUUACCUCCCACCUUUCCAGGGCUUUCAAAAGGAGACAGACCUAGUGUCCCCACAGACUGGAUCUGUCACUCCACCAGACUCAAAGGGCUCAAGUCCUGAAAGCUCAGACUUAGGGAUGUUUCCCACAUAACCUGUUCUAUCUGUCCCUGGGAUAGGGUAGCCCACAGUGCCAUGGAGAAAGGAUGUGUUGCCUGCCCUACCUCCUUUCCUAUCCUGUACUGUCCCUGAGCUAGGGUCUAUAAACCUGACACUUUACAUGUGUUCUCACACAUAAGUACACACCCACCUACAUGCGCCUGCACAAGCUUCUUUCUCCUCCUCCUCCUCCCACUCCUGUAGCUGCUGUUGCCUCCCUUCUCAGGCUGGUGCUGGAUCCUUCCUAGGGAUGGGGGAAGCCCUGGCUGCAGGCAGCCUUCCAGGCAAUAUAAAGAUAGGAAGCCCCAGAAGGGGCCUGGCAGUGAGAGGCAGGCCCACUGAUUUAUGAUAUUAAAAUCUCUACUCCCAC
Messenger RNA from Rattus norvegicus (Norway rat), 2805 nucleotides. The record is from RefSeq and is a predicted model, not a curated record. Lineage: Eukaryota; Metazoa; Chordata; Mammalia; Rodentia; Muridae.